Saccostrea cuccullata (small rock oyster) is the source of this 2629-nucleotide messenger RNA. RefSeq lists its product as uncharacterized. The record is from RefSeq and is a predicted model, not a curated record. Bases 1230 to 1778 code for a protein of 182 amino acids. The transcript is spliced from 9 exons. Lineage: Eukaryota; Metazoa; Mollusca; Bivalvia; Ostreida; Ostreidae.
UUUGCAUGACUGUUCAGAAUCAUAAGAAAAUCUGGGAAAAAAGUAUGCACAUGUACCUUGAACAAUUCAUUUUGCUCUCUGAGUGAUAUUCUUCUUCAGUUUUCCCAAUUUGUAUCAUUUCAGUGAUGUCACAUGACUUUGAAAUAAAAUUGUUUCACAAGUUAAAAAGAAAGUCAUGCAAUCAAAAAAUAAUUAGUUUACAUAUCGUAAAACCUUUCUCAGAUUUUUUUUAUCAUAUACUUUUAGUAGAUUAGCUGUUUACAUAUAUUACAAGUUAACGAUAUGAUGAUUUAUACAUUUAACUUAGAAAUUAUAAAAUGCAUGAACAAACAGAAGGCCUAUGGGUCACAAGACUCACCUGGGUCACAAAAUUCAACCUACAUUAAGAAGACAUUUCAAAAAACUAUGAUGGUCCCAUCCUACCACUGGUGGAAAUUGUUUGAAAAAAAAACAAAAAUUUACACUAUGUAAUAAAGCUUUCAUAAUGCAAAUUUUAUCUUUUCCAACUCAGUGCAUGGUUUUUUAAUGAAGAUUUUUUGAAAGAUGUCCAUUUUACUUAAUAUUUAUUAUCCCCCCUUAAAAAGGAGAUGGUACAUGGUUUUUAAUUUGAAAAAAGAAAAUGAACUUCAUGCAUCCUUGAAUGCUCUAUAUCAAAUUUAGCUUAGAUUAGUUCAGUUGUAUACCUGUAAAAAUUUUUUUUUAAAAAGACAGACAAUGGACAAAUUUUGAUUGAUAAAUCUCCCUAGUGCCUUUUGGGUUAGAUAACAAAAACUCAAGUAAAGAAUUUGUUAACAGGAACAUUAUGAACCUGCCAAAUUUUUUUCAUGCAACAGUACUUAGCCUUGUAAUAUUUAGGACACCCUUUAAGCAAGUUUUCUAAAACUUGUAUUGAUUUAUGCAUUACAUAGAACUGUUGCUAUUUAAGUUACAUUAAAUGAUUUAUUUGUUUUACUUGUACAUUUGUAGUUGUAAUUAAAGUAUCUUUAUAUAUCUUAUCAACUUAGUAUGAUAAUUAUUUUAUAACAAUAUGAUCAACAAGUAUGAUUGAUAUUAAAACCAAUCAAUUCAUCAACAUUCAUUUCUACUGUAAAUCCUUUUCACAAUGAAUUUUUUAAAAAUGGUUUUUAAUUUCUCUUCCUUUUAGGUAUCUACCUGUCAAAGAAGAGACUUUAAGUACGGAUGAUUGCAAGCUUACUUGUGAAACUGAGAACAAGACACAGAGUGAAAAUAUGGGAAAAGAGGACACUGGAAAUGAUGAAGAGGAGGUACAAGAUGCAGCUGAUGUUGUGACACAAUCUUCUGUAUUUGAUACAGAUUAUGUUAACACUCAUCUGAACAGUGUAAUAGGUGCUCUAACAAAGAUAAUGAACUGCAAAAUUGGUGAAUGUGAUGAAGCUGAUCAUGCCCGCCAUCAUAUGUUUGUAAAGAGCCCUGCAGAUAUGUAUGACAAAUACAUUAAACAGUAUUUCUUUGGAAGAAAAUUUUUAAGUUCUCAGGAACAAGAACAUCUACAAACAGUUCUCCAAGACGAAAUGUUCUGCAGCAAACCUUUGCCUGGAUCCAUUUUCAAUCGAUAUAGAACCUUCCAAACUCUUGAAAAUGAAGAAUUGGAAAGUAUCUUUAUAGAUAGUCCACUAAUGGCAGUUCACUAUUUCUCAUUCAUUCUGCUCAAAGAAGCAAUGGUUUAUCUGAUCUGUAACAAAACAGGACUGCCUUAUGAAGAGGCUGAUGCAAGAUGCUCAUCAACAGAGUGUUUAGUGAAAGAUGUCCAUCUAUAAGUGACUGUUCAGUCCAAAAACUUAUUAUGCCAUACAAACUUAUAAUGCCAUACAACAAACCAGUUUUUGGUUCUUUUGUAACUUCAUAUGUGAUAAAUGUUGCAGUAUGAUGUGUAGUGACUGGAUUGUGUUGUGAAGUGACUCGAUUAUGUAGUCAAAUGAAUGGAUUAUGUUGUGUUGUGAUUGGGUUAUGUAGUGCGGUGACUGGGUUAUGUUAUGUAGUGACUGGGAUAUGUUGUGUAGUGACUGGGUUAUGUUGUGUAGUGACUGGGUUAUGUUGUGUAGUGACUGGGAUAUGUUGUGCAGUGACUGGGUUAUGUUGUGUAGUGAUUCGGAUAUGUUGUGUAGUGACUGGGAUAUGUUGUGUAGUGACUGGAUUAUGUAUUGUAGUGACUGGGUUAUGUUGUGUAGUGACUGGGAUAUGUAGUGUAGUGACUGGGAUAUGUUGUGUAGUGACUGGGUUAUGUUGUUUAGUGACUGGGAUAUGUUGUGUAGUGACUGGGAUAUGUUGUGUAGUGACUGGAUUAUGUAUUGUAGUGACUGGGAUAUGUUGUAUUGUAGUGACUGGGAUAUGUAGUGUAGUGACUGGGAUAUGUUGUGUAGUGAUUGGGAUAUGUUGUGCAGUGACUGGGUUAUGUUGUGUAGUGAUUCGGAUAUGUUGUGUAGUGACUGGGAUAUGUUGUGUAGUGACUGGAAUAUGUUGUGUAGUGACUGGGAUAUGUAGUGUAGUGACUGGGAUAUGUUGUGUAGUGACUGGGUUAUGUGGUGUAGUGACUGUUUUAUGUUGUGCAGUGACUGGGAUAUGUUGUGUAGUGACUGGAUUAUGUAUUGUAGGGAUAUGUAAUGUAAUG